AUGGCUAAUUCGCCCUUCACACAAGACCCAUUCUGUAGUCUGCUAGAGGCAGGGAGGUCCAAGAACGACAGCUCUCUUGGAUGGGUGCCUGAAUCGAACUACAGAAGCACUAACGACAUUAUCUGGACCUGUGUUCUCGUCAUCUUCACCUGCGUUUGGACUACGAUGCACAUCAACGUACCCAGCGCCCAGGAAACGUGGAAGCACAUCAUCCGACGCAAGCCCAGGUGGGCCAUCUUCAAUGUCUAUGCCCCCGAGGCGGUCACUUUAUUAGCAGCAUGUCAGUGGCAGUCGGCACGGCGGUCUCGGAACAGCAUGCGCAAAAUGGGCGUGUCCCACUGGAAAACAGUGCAUGGCUUCUUUGCCGACAGUGGCGGCUAUGCCCUUGCCUCUCCAGAUGCACCCGUGUUUCCUGUCAACUCGCGUGCCAUCCAGUAUCUCGUUUCGAAAGGGUACAUCGCAGCCCCAUCAACAACCGAAGCUGAGAUCUGGGAUAAGAGCAAGUCAGAUCACUUUGCCAAGACUUUUGCCACCAUCCAGGUGUUAUAUCUCGUCAGCCAGGUCAUCAUACGAACAGUCCAAGGUUUUGAAUCCUCAUGCUUCGAGAUCUUGACGCUAGCAUUCUGCCUUUGCGCCUUAGCAACAAACUUGUUCUGGCUUGACAAGCCCAAGGAUGUAACAGUGCCUAUCAUUCUCGAAAUGGAAACACCAAUGGCUCAAAUUGUUGAAGAAGCUGGGUCGGAAGCUUGGGGGCAGUGGAUGGAUACUCCAAUGGAUUUUUUCGAGCAGCCCGGCUGGACCGUUUGGAAUCGACGGGAUGCCUUCCGCACCUUCGGUGGACUCGAUGAGCGGCCCCUUCAACGCAUCCCCAACGACUACAUCACCCCCCCUGCCACUUUAGGUAUGGCUAUCGUCACCUGGGUCAUUACUGUCCUUCACCCAGCUAUUCACAUGAUGAAAUGGAACUACGAGUUUCCCACGUUAUUGGAGCAAUACGUAUGGCGACUCUCCAGCACCGCUCUGCUCGCUAUCUUGUUUUUUUGGGGCUUAGUUGAGGUCAUGUCCGUCAAACCCGGCUUUGACUUUACUUUGACACUCCUAGGUAUUUGGGUCAGCAGGACGAAGCGUGAAGGCUCUUGGUGGCGCCAACACGCAUUGGAUCUUCCCGGGUCUCUGAGUGCCAUACUAUACUUCCUUGCGCGGACGGCCUUGAUAGUAGGGACGGUUUCAAGUCUGCGACAGAUGCCUUUUUCGGUUUACCAGGAAGUGGGAGUAAGUCAGUAUAUACCGCAUUUUGGUUGA
Molecule: messenger RNA, 1302 nt
Organism: Pseudomassariella vexata
Lineage: Eukaryota; Fungi; Ascomycota; Sordariomycetes; Amphisphaeriales; Pseudomassariaceae
Exons: 1
Coding region: 1-1302 (433 amino acids)
Source: RefSeq, a predicted model, not a curated record